Molecule: messenger RNA, 11037 nt
Organism: Peromyscus californicus insignis
Lineage: Eukaryota; Metazoa; Chordata; Mammalia; Rodentia; Cricetidae
Gene: Map3k2
Product: mitogen-activated protein kinase kinase kinase 2
Exons: 17
Coding region: 524-2383 (619 amino acids)
Biological process (GO): protein phosphorylation
Molecular function (GO): protein kinase activity; protein binding; ATP binding
Source: RefSeq, a predicted model, not a curated record
ACGGGGCUCUGUGGAGUGGCGGCCCGGCUGUUCUCAGCCGCAUCGCCUGGCGAGGGUGGCGCGGCGUCCGCGGGUCGUGCAGCCGGCGACAAAGACGACCCGCGGCGGACGACGAUCCGGUUGGCAAGAGCCGCCGCUUCCGCUUCGCUGCUCCUCCGGCCACCGGCGACGCGGGCCCGUGGCUUCCUUCUCAUCGGCCCAGCUUACCCCGCCGGCCCCGGGGCUGCAGCUCUCCUGAAGCCGUAACGAGGCCCCGGGCCGCGCGCCCGCUGCCCCAUGUGAAGCAGGUUGGGCCUGGUCCCCGGCCCGCGCCCGGUUUCUGCUGCGGCCCUUCGGGCCUCGGGGGCCCAGUGAGGCGCCGCUCCUGGGGGGCGCGGUGACAGGCCGUGCGGGGGCGGAGGGGCCAGCUCGGUGGCCUCCUCUCGGCCCUCGGCUCCGCGAUCCCCGCCCAGCGGCCGGCAAUAAAGAAUGUUGAUGAGAGAACCAUUUUCCUUUUUCCCAAAUUAUUGAGCUGGUCGUCAUAAUGGAUGAUCAGCAAGCUUUGAAUUCUAUCAUGCAAGAUUUGGCUGUCCUUCAUAAGGCCAGUCGGCCAGCAUUAUCUCUACAGGAAACCAGAAAAGCAAAACCUUCAUCACCAAAAAAACAGAAUGAUGUCCGAGUCAAAUUUGAACAUAGAGGAGAAAAAAGAAUCCUGCAGGUUACCAGACCAGUUAAACUAGAAGAUCUGAGGUCUAAGUCUAAAGUUGCCUUUGGGCAGUCUAUGGAUCUGCACUAUACCAACAACGAGUUGGUAAUUCCGUUAACUACUCAAGAUGACUUAGACAAAGCUGUGGAACUGCUGGACCGGAGUAUUCAUAUGAAGAGUCUCAAGAUAUUACUUGUAACAAAUGGAAAUACACAGACUGCUAAUUUAGAGCCGUCACCGUCAUCAGAAGAUUUGAGUAAUACACAACUUGGUGCAGAGAGGAAGAAGCGGCUGUCUGUAGUAGGUCCCACUAAUAGAGAUAGAAGUUCCCCUCCCCCAGGAUACAUUCCAGAUGAACUACACGAGAUUGCCCGGAAUGGGUCAUUCACUAGCAUCAACAGUGAAGGAGAGUUCAUUCCAGAGAGCAUGGACCAAAUGCUGGAUCCAUUGUCUUUAAGCAGCCCUGAAAAUUCUGGCUCAGGAAGCUGUCCAUCACUUGAUAGCCCUUUGGAUGGAGAAAACUAUCCCAAAUCACGGAUGCCUCGGGCACAGAGCUACCCAGAUAAUCAUCAGGAGUUUUCAGACUAUGAUAACCCUAUCUUUGAGAAGUUUGGGAAAGGAGGAACAUAUCCAAGAAGGUAUCAUGUUUCAUAUCAUCAUCAAGAGUAUAAUGAUGGUCGUAAGACUUUCCCCAGAGCCAGAAGGACCCAGGGCACCAGCUUCCGGUCUCCUGUGAGUUUCAGUCCUACCGAUCACUCCUUAAGCACUAGUAGUGGAAGCAGUAUCUUUACCCCAGACUAUGAAGACAGCCGAAUCAGAAGAAGGGGGAGUGACAUAGACAAUCCUACUCUGACUGUCACAGACAUCAGCCCGCCCAGCCGCUCACCUCGAGCUCCAACGAACUGGAGAUUGGGCAAACUGCUUGGCCAAGGAGCUUUUGGUAGGGUCUACCUCUGUUAUGAUGUUGAUACCGGAAGAGAACUGGCUGUUAAACAAGUUCAGUUUAACCCUGACAGCCCGGAGACCAGCAAGGAAGUAAAUGCACUUGAGUGUGAAAUUCAGUUGUUGAAAAACUUACUACACGAGCGAAUUGUUCAGUAUUACGGCUGCUUGAGGGAUCCUCAGGAGAAAACACUCUCCAUCUUUAUGGAGUAUAUGCCAGGGGGUUCAAUUAAGGACCAACUAAAAGCAUAUGGAGCUCUUACUGAGAAUGUGACUAGGAAAUACACUCGUCAGAUUCUGGAGGGGGUCCAUUAUUUGCAUAGUAAUAUGAUUGUCCAUAGAGAUAUCAAAGGAGCAAAUAUCUUAAGGGAUUCCACAGGCAAUAUCAAAUUAGGAGACUUUGGGGCUAGCAAACGGCUUCAGACCAUCUGUCUCUCGGGCACAGGAAUGAAGUCUGUCACAGGCACACCAUACUGGAUGAGUCCUGAGGUCAUUAGUGGAGAAGGCUAUGGCAGAAAAGCAGAUAUCUGGAGUGUAGCAUGUACUGUGGUAGAAAUGCUAACUGAAAAGCCACCUUGGGCUGAAUUUGAAGCAAUGGCUGCCAUCUUUAAGAUUGCCACUCAGCCAACCAACCCGAAGCUGCCACCUCAUGUCUCAGACUAUACUCGAGACUUCCUGAAACGGAUUUUUGUGGAGGCCAAACUGCGACCGUCCGCGGAGGAGCUCUUGCGGCACCUGUUCGUGCAUUAUCACUAGCAGCCGGCGCCCGCUUCUGUGCCUCCGCCAGCUCCAUCCUCGGGUUCACCUUCUCUCUUACUGCACUUUCCUUUUUAUAAGAACCAGAGAUGGGAGAAAAAGACAAGAGGGAAAAGAUUUCUCUUGAUUCUUGGUUAAAUUUGUUUGAUAAUAGUAAACUAAAUUUUUUAUAUUUAAUCUUUUUUUUCUUUACAAGAACUUGAAACUUCUUUUUUUUUUAAAAUUUUUAUAAUGUACUGAUGUGGUUCAGAGAUAUAAAGCACUUUAGUACAUAGUUGCUCUUUUUAGUACAAACAAAUCAUUUGGAAUAUAUAAAGAUUGUAGUCUUGCCCUGUAUCACUGACAUGGAAGACAAAGAAAAAAAAGUGAUGUACAAUUUGUAGUUUUUAGUGAUAGUAUUUAAAUAGAUCCUUAUUUGUGGGGUGGAGCCCUAAACUUGAGUUUAGGGUAGGUACUCAACUUAAAGAAUAUAGGUUCCUUCUUAUAUCUGUAUUCUUUAGAUCCUAACCUCUGUCUAUCAAGCUUUUUUGCUCAGUAGGAAUCUUGAUUAGGAGAUGCGAAUCUCUAAGAGGUAUGUUCGUUAAUCCUAAGCAGUAUAAUAGGCAAAUACAUUAUAGUGGAUCCAUGUUACUGGAAUCUGUAAGCCUUGAGAGACAGCUUUCUGCUUAAAAUACUGUUGUAUUUGAAAGCAGAGUAUGUGAAGCCAAUGAGUAAAUUCAACUAAAACACAGACGACUGCUCAUUAGAUGUAUGAGCGGUAGAAUAGACCACAUUUGCCAGUCAGUAGAAAUAAUGGAAAAAAGAACCAAGUGUCAUUUAGUAUAUUUUAAACAUUAUUUACUUGAUGGGAAAGUCCCCAAAUGAAGGGAACUGAGAAAUAAUAAAAAUUGUAUAUACUAUCUUCCUAUUUCAAGCCCCUGGUUUCCUAUUGGUAACCGUCUUUAGCUCACAUACCCACUUGUUAAAGUUCCUGUCAUGAAAUAAACCCUUGUUCUUGGGAUCACAGAGUACUAAGCCAGCGGGACCUCAGAAGAACAAACAUCAGGUAGACCUGAGAUCAGUGGUGGGGAGUCAUUCACUUCACCUGACAUCUGGCAGUGCUUGGAGACACUCUGUUGCCGUAACUGACAAGGUACUACCAGCAUCUAGUGGGUAGGGUUGGGGUGCUGCUAAGUAGACUAGUGCACAAGGACUCUUCCCAGGAAUCAUCCUGCCACAGAAGGCAGAAGUGCCUAGAAGGAAAACCCAGUUAUAAGCCGAAAGCAGCCAUUCACAAAGCAGUAAACACAGAUUUCAGAGGCAAGAUGCAGGGCCAUGAGGGUCCUGAGAGAUGACGAUUAGUCAGGGGUGCACAGCUCAACACAGCAGGCAACAGUCGGUCCUUUGACAGCUGCUGGUUGUGCUUGAAUCACUAUCUCUUUAGAAAUAAUGAAUUUGAGUAUUGAACCUUUUGAAUUUUGCAUCUCUGUAUAUUGUUUCCUUAAAAGUCAGCUCAUCCUUCUAGGCCCAGAAAAGUAUACCAAAACAAAGUGUUUGCUAGCAGUGGGAAAGUUAAAACACUGCCAGAUAGUUCCAGUGUAAGCAUCUACUUAGAGCCAUGUCAUUAAAUGGAAAGACUAAGCUGGGGAAGAUCCCGCUGUCUCUAGUAGAAUUAUGAGACUUGAAAAACAUGAAGGUGUCAGUAAUUUGGCCAUUGAAAUUUUUCAGCAUAUUAAACCAAGUGCUAAGUAGUUUAUUUUUAAAAGUCUAGACGAUAACAGUCUUCCAGGAGACCCUGAAUGGGAUACUUUUCAUCAGAAGGGACUAAAGAGUCUGAUUUCAUUGUUGUUGUUAUUACAAGGUAUGUUUAUUUAGAUAUUUUUUAAGUACUUGGCUUCUGAAGUUAUGUAGAUCUGACUUUAAUGUAUCAAGAUCCUAUCUAGCAUACCUUGUAAUAAUUUUUGAAAUUCCAAUAGUCUAAGAGUCAGCGCACAAAAUGUUAGUUAACACUUCUCCUGUACACUGUCAAGCAAAGGAAACCCCUUACAAAGAACAAGCAUUAGGUGUCUCCCACCUCAGCAAAUCUUAAUCUUAUGCUGGAAACCUAACGUGUGCGUGUGUUCUAAUUUCUUUAUCUUUUAUGAGGGAGGGCAUCUUUUCUACUUGAGCAAAAUUAUGGUACCUGGAUUGCUGGGGUUUUAUUUUGUUUGUUUUGUUGUUUCUUUGUCUGUAGUCUGGUUGUGAUUUCCCUUUGGCUCAUAUUUGGUCCAUCAGGGUAACGUGCAGUACAGAAGAGAGACAAACACUCUUCAAAAAGAUACUUGCACACUGGAACUCAAAGCAGUUGUUAGCUUUUCAACAGUCUCCUAUUUCUUUUCUAAAUUCAGUAGUAAAUAGCUGCAUCAGAAUACUUUUGCUUUAUAAGAAGAAUAAAAUUAUAAAGACUUAAAAAUAGACUAAUAGUUUACAGAGUUAUUAUAUUGAAUAUGAUGUGAAUUUAUUUCAGACCAGUUGUGAAGGUACCAAAAACACAAUAAAAGUUUAUAUACAUACAUAUAUAUAUACAUACAUAUGUAUAUACACAUAUAUAUGUAUAAAAGUAUACACACACAUAUACAUGUGUGUAUAUAUAAAAGCGCAAACCCUGCUAGAGCAAAAAAGCUUGAAGUAGAUAGGGGUAUGGGACAUGGAAGGUCAAUAGUAAAUUUAAAAAAAAGAAAUUUUUGAAAGGAAACAAUUUGUCAAAGGAAGUAAAAUAUUACACUCCAUUUUUUUUUCUGCCUAAUAGUAUGGGCUGACCGAUGAAGUUUGAAUUUUUAAAAAUGACUCUAAAUGUAUUUUGUUUUUUUAAAUGCACAACUAAUUCUUUGGUACUGCAAUGUUUCUUUGUGGCUGGGAAAUGGCCAGACUUCUGACUUUGUGCCUUUACAUGCAUUCUGCAUUGCCAGUAGCAGACUUCCGGUGCUGGAGCUAGAUCCACUAGCAGCAACAGAUGUGCUUUCAGGAAGCACCUUCUGCCGAGGCCCUGAAAGAGUCAAAGUGGUGUGACAGGAGUGAGUCAAGUGGAGACCUUGCACAGUGCAAACAAAGGGUUGAAAAUGUAACUAGUCCAGUUUUUGAUGGAUUGGUAUUUCAAUGUAUUGAAGUUAUACAUACUUUGAGGUUUUCAGAAUGAAUGCCUUGAAAAUUUUCAGCACUUUUCCUUGUUUACAAAAAUAUAUUUCUAACUUUAAGAACAUCUAUAACUAUUGCCUUAGAAAGUAUUAAGAGGCACAAUCUACAACAUAUGAGAAGUCAAAUAUUAAUGCACAUGCUGGACUAUAAAAGAGAAAUUAAAACUGUUAUUUCAGAAUAAAUUGAAUUGGCUUUCAUUUGAGUCUUACCUUGUUCCCAAUAGAAAUUACAUAAAAAGUAAAAAUAUAUCUUUAGAGUAGCUUUCUGCUACUAAGUUCUGACAUUGGUCAUGUCUGAUCUGUACUACUUCUGAAAUAGAGUUGUUAUAAAAUAUGUGAAAUCACUAAGAAAAUAAAAUCAAACCUGAAUAGAUUGGCAGAUGACCCAGCAUGAUGCAGACUCCUUGGCUAAUGGCAGAGUUCACGCCAAAGGUUUCAUUUGGGGUCUUGAGAACCUUCAUAUAAAUUCAGCUGGAGUCAACCAGGUACACAAAUAUAUGUCUUAUUUUAAUUUGUGUUUUUGGAGUCAGGGUUCUCACUAUGUGUUUCAGGCUGGCCUGGAACUUAAAUGCUCCUGCCUUUGCUUCCCAGGUGCUGGGAAAACAGGCAUGCGCCACCACACCCAGCUUUGUCCAUUUUUUUAAAAAAUAGGGUCAAUCUUUUUCAUUUUCUAACUCAAUAAUUGUGAUGUGCUAUGUCACAUAAAUUAAUAUCCUUCAGGAAGUUAUAGUUGAGGAGGAGAAUGGGCAGACAAUUACUUAAUGGCAUACCCUAACUCUGAAAGUUUAGCAGUGAUGUUUAAAAUACUAGGAUUUUUAUAUGAAAUAAUAAGGAAGAAAUUUUGGAUAAUUGUUGGCUAUUGUAGACUCCAAAGACAUUAACAAGAAGGAUUAGAGUAUAACUAUCCCAAUAUCCCAGGUUAGACAACCUCUCUGUUAGAACCUGUUCUUAUUGCACCACGCAGCCCCAGACUGUUCUGUGACAAUGGAGCAUUUAUUCCUUAGCACACUGUAUUGGGGUUCUCCCUGACCCAGCUGUUGUUACUGUUUUAGUUUGGUUUUUAAGGGGGAAAAUAACCCCAAACUUUAUUUUAGUUUUUAGGUGUUAAAAUACCCAAAAUAUUUGAUAGAGGUUGAACUCCCACCAAGUGUUUCUUAUGCUAAGAUCAGGUUUUUUGAGACUCUAUUGUUUUAUCAUUAAAUUUGGCAUUUACUUUUAGAUGUAACAUUCAUAUUUAUUUGACUUUAACACUGGUUAAACUUCAAUGAAAAGCAAUUUGUUAAUUUUUAGUAGUGCCUUUUUCUCUGUAUGCCUUAAUUUUAUUUUAUAUUUGUAAUUCAAAUUACCUAACAAAAUGAAGGGUUUUCCAAAAGCACUAGGCCUCAAGAGUUUAUUUGGCCUUGGACUGUGUGCUGGCCCCUAUGUGUUUCUUAUUGCUUAUUUCCUCCUCUUACCCUCUCUACCUCUUUUUUUUAAAAGUCGGAGAAAAACAGUAGUUCUGAUUGCAGUCUCCACUAGAUGUGAAGUCCUAAAAUAACUAUAGAAAGGUAUUCUCAUUCUAAAAGACAUAGUAAAUUGAUUUUUGAGUUGAUUACUUGAUUUUUUCAGUCAUAUUGGCACUGUCCAAGUUCUUUGUGUCUUAUUAUUCGGUUAUGGUUUUCAUAGAACUAGGAUUGUUGCCUUGCCCUAAAGAGCUCCUUUCACAAAUGUUGAGGCAAUGAGCAUGAAAUCCAGGGACAGCGAAUUCUAAUCCUUAGUGUUUAACACGUUAACUAAUAUUCUAGCUUACUGUUCUGUGAAGUGUGUGUGUGUGUGUGUGUGUGUGUGUGUGUGUGUGUGUGUGUGUGUGUAUAUUUGUGUUUGGAGCUGGGGCAGGGGUAGGAAGGAAGGUGUAGUUGUUCAGUUAGAUCUGUCUCUGUUCUUGGAAGAACAAUUGAAAAUAUAUGAUCUACUAAUGUGGGGUGAGAAUGGUCAUCCUCAAGUAGGCAUGCCAGUAUAUUUUCCGUAAGUAGCUAGUACAAAUGAUUGUUUAAUAAAGGUAUUUAUUGUAAAUUGCCGAGCUCUUAGUUGCUAAAAGUAGGUUAAAAUCAAUUUGUGUGUUUGUGUGUAUAAUAAUUAGCUUAUAUAUAAUUCUUAAAUAGAAAGUAUUCAAUCUUAGCUAUUUCUCCAUGAACUUUGUGGAAUAGAAAUUCUGCCAGACAUUAUCUAACCUAACCAACUUCCUUAGCUUACCAAGUCAUCAAAAGGAAAUAUUGGUAUACCUCUUAUUGGUUGGUUAAGGAAGGUGUGCUGUGAUGCCACUGUUCCUACUUCUUAGUCAUCUUUCGUGUUGCUUUGACUCCUCCCAUUGUCCAGACAGGAUGCCAUAAGAGCUGUGGAAAUACCAGGGCCAUCCUUCUCUCCAUUCUCACUGUUCAGAGUUGGAGAGGAUAAGUUUUCAGGGGAACCUAGACAUUUCGUUUCUCAGAGGUACUAAAAGUGGUCAAGGUUGAGCUUCAGGAAGGUAAGGGAGGAGUUAUAGCUAUAGUAAAGAAAUGAAUAAAUUGUAUCCAUUGCCUGUAUACAGUCUCAUAUAAUUCAUGGUUUUUGUGUUUGUGUAUUUUAAUAGACAGUCAUAAAGUAUUAGUCAUAAGGUAUUGUUUCCUAACAGCGAAGACAUUAAAUAAGAGAAUACUCCUGUCCUUCUGCCUGAUGAUGUUUGUAUCUCAGUCUGUAUUACCAGAAUCACUUUAAACCAAAGCUUUUGUAUUCCCUGCACAUAUAGCCAAAAUGACUAGCCCUGUUAAAUCUGCCCAUGUGUAAGCUAAGAGUACAUAAAUGGUAGAGCAGAUGCUAGUAGAAUUUGUAUGCCAAUCUAUCCUUCAAGGAAAAGGACAGGUGCUCAGUGUUUGCAUUUAGACAUGCAGAAUUUCCUUCAACUAUUGUGGAGCUAUAUAGAUUUGCAGACUUAAGUUUGUAUGUGUGCCAAUCUUACUGAUGUCUUUUGACCACUGAUGUAUGUAGAUUCACAUUGACAUCUGAUUCCUCAGAUUGGUGGCUUAUUUUCUUUCUAGUGUCUUAACAUUAAUGAGCUGUGUUUGACUUAAGGGACAUUUAGACAAUGCUGUGAAGAAAAGUAGGUCAUGAACUGCAGUCUGCUUUGUGCCAUAGACAUUUGGAACGUACAGAAGCAUCUGCUCUCUAGUUCUUUAAAGCUUACAGAAUCUGUCCCCUGCUUAGGAUUUCUGAAUCUUGUAAUGCCAGUUGAGAAAAGUUUAUGACUGCUUUGAAAAGCACUUUUGUGUUUAUUAUUUGUAUCUUUUAUAACUUUAAAAAAAACCAGUGUAAUCAGUGAUUUUAGCAUUAGCGUUGCUUAGAAGGGAAGAUAAGUAAUUAUAUGUUAAACUCUAGUAGAUGCUUUAUUUGACAUGUUCUUAUUUUUCCAAAGACUGUUUUUUCCACUUGCAGUAAGGAGAGUAGACAAGUGGGAAGCUAGAAGCCAGAAAGGCGCAUGGGCAAAAGAAAGUGGGCCAAACCCUCAUGAAUUAAAACCACAUUCUCUAGGGAGGAGAAUACUUCUUUAAAGACAAACAGUUGUGUUUUGUUUUUUUUUAUAAUUAGUAAGUAAAAGGUUUACAUUUCUUCUAUUGCUGUUGGUUUUUAAAAUUAGCCUGCAUUCUGAAAUAUUGUAACCAAGUUAAUACCAAAAAUACUUUGAACGUCUGACAUCUCUUAUAGUUCAUGUGGUUGUUUUUACUCAUUGUAAAUAAACUUGGAUAAAUUUGAAAACAAACUUUUAUCUUACAAACUAUGAUUAUCAAUUUGUAAAUUUACCCUUUGACUUAAUGUAAAUUUAAAAUGUAUCCAUUAAAUUCUCUAUAUUUAAUGUAUUAUUUUCAGCAAAUGUUUUUAAUCUCAGUUGAAUACUGGGCAGUUUGUAAUUAUGUAUAAAUAUUUUUUUGUUUCUUACCAAUGUUGACUUUUUUGCACAUUUUCCAAACAUUUAAUUUGUACACUGAUUUAUAUGACCAAUAGUGUUGAGUGUCUGCGAAUCAUGAGUGUGUGCAUUGAACUACUGUCUUCGUGUUUGCACUUCUUCCAGAUGUAGCCCUCAGUUACGACGCUGCUACAGUACUUAGUAGGACCUUCUUGCUUUUGCAGAGUUACCUUGUGUGGUUCUGUCUUUGUUGAGGAACUCAGGAGUUCAGUGUUGGAUUCUAAGUUUAUCCUGUAUUCUGAAUCAGUUCCUAGGUUGAAAGUAUUCUGUAUCAAGAGCUAUGGGUUUGUGUGGAGAUGUCCUUUUCCAUGUAUAGGUACAUGUAUAUAUCUUAGUAAAUUCUUGUUUUCAUUUCAUUUCUACAAUUUAAAGAACUUUAUGAUAAUUAAAUAUAUGUAAAAGCUUUCUGAAAGAUUAUUUACUAUAUAUAAAUAUACUAUAUUUUCAUCUGGCUGGUCAAAAUUAUUUUUUAAAUUUUGGUUUUAACCAUUUAAGCAUUUGUAGUUCCAGAAUUGGAUACAGAGUUUGCUUAGAGCUCAGUUAAAAUACUCUUGCAAUUAACAUCCUUUUUUGGGGGGUGGGAUGCAGGAUUGUUAAGCAGUAGCAAAACACACUGUCCACUAACAUGGCAUUUGACUUCUCAGAGCUGUUAAAAAAUGUGAGCAACUAAAUUGUCUUGAAGACAUGUCAAGAUUUUUAUAUUUCCAUUACUUUAGACCUGUCUGGCUAUUAUUUUUGAAUAUUUCCUUUAUUUCCAAAGUUUUCAAGUUUUAAUUUUUCUCUUACUGAGCAAAGUUAGACUGAGUUUAUGAAACAAUGCAUUGGCAUUGUGAUUCUUCACAGUUGACUACCAUUGUGUUAGGAAUCUCCAAAUACACAGUGUGUCUUUAUACUGUACUGUGUGUUUUAAGCAGCCGGCAGAAAGAGUUGGAAAUUAGGUUUCCCGUCUGACAAUGUUACUGUAUUCAAUGUUCAAUGGAAGCCUUCUAAAAGUAUGUGGUGUUAUAAAUGAUUUGUGUUAGGAAUAAAGUCUACAGUUGAAGUUGACUAUCACUAAGCUUAUUAGGUUGAAAGGAACCCAUGUGAUUAGAACCUACCAGAAGCCAGACACAGUGUAUGUAGUAUGUGCCACAUUUCACACACUUUUUGGGUUUGUUGUUCAUUCAAAAUUGUGAUUGUAAAAAAAUGUGUAAAACUUCUUGAGUUUUAUAAUUUCUAUGUAUUUUUCUCUUGCUGGUAAAUAGCUUUUUAAAAAUUUAAUAUAAAAGAAACCAUGUUUAUAUUUUGUUAGUGAUUAUGAGUUUGUUUAUAUGGCAAUUUGUGUAUUAUUGACACAUCUUUAUUUAGAUUUGUCAUGCAUGAAGGCCUGCGAUAUUUAGUACAGUGAGACAUACUUUUUCUUUCCUGUUCAUCUUUGGACGGAUCGUAGUACAGAGGCUUACUAUCAGUAAUCUUCUGGACAAUAGGAUGGACAUAAAUGAUGGCACUUUGAGUGUUAAUAAAGCUGGUAUUUAUUCCCACUGUGA